Camponotus floridanus (Florida carpenter ant) is the source of this 1864-nucleotide messenger RNA. RefSeq names its product DCN1-like protein 3 (gene SCCRO3). The transcript has 4 exons. Gene Ontology annotation, cellular component: ubiquitin ligase complex. Bases 717 to 1709 code for a protein of 330 amino acids. Gene Ontology annotation, biological process: positive regulation of ubiquitin-protein transferase activity; protein neddylation. The record is from RefSeq and is a predicted model, not a curated record. Gene Ontology annotation, molecular function: ubiquitin conjugating enzyme binding; cullin family protein binding; ubiquitin-like protein binding. NCBI's taxonomy places the organism in Eukaryota, Metazoa, Arthropoda, Insecta, Hymenoptera, Formicidae.
AGCUGAUAGUUUCAUGUAUGUGCAACGUAGGCGAGACGAAUGACUCUAGCCACGGUAACUUGUCAAUCGACCAAGGGAUUUUUCUGUUCGUCGAUGACACACUGAAACACGAGGAAUGUCUUCAUCGCAGUGUUUUCACGGGACGAUCGCUUGGUGUUGAAUGGUGAGCGUGUUGUGUCGACUGCUGUGAUCAGAAUCGCGGAUGAACGCUGUGCGCCUGGAAUGACAUCGUCGUCGUCGUCGUCGUCGUCGUCAUCGUCGACGUCGCGCGGUCACACGCGAUUGCAGCAUCGUCGCAAAUGACGCAGACUCGGCUGCUAAGCCGAAUUCUACCACCGGGCGUUCGUCUUCGCGUAGGAAAAAUGUCCGGGAAUAUCGGGACGAAUAUCGCGGCGUCCUCCCGUUGAUUCUGGCGAUUUUUUUGCAGAAAACAAACGUUAAACACAAGCAGAUACGUACGUACGCACGUACAACACAUCCGGGAGCAUCCUUCUGUUUUUCCUUGCUGCUGCUGCUGCGAGGAUCGAUGAACGCGAUCGAGGCAAAGUAUCGUUUUGCGGCAGGUCUUGGUUGAGAAGUAACAAUCAUUUUUACGACGCCCGGAUCGGCCGAAGAACCGUCUUAUAAUAAUAAGCUUUCCAUCAAGACUGCCAAUGUAAGACUGAAUCACUGAUGCAUGGGAUAAUCAUCUUUGAUGUCAAGUACGGUCAGCAUCAAUGGGAAACUGUUUCUCGUGCUUCAAGGUGCCACUUCCACCAUCAACCAAUACCGAACAAUCAAUUGCAUUGGAGCAUAAAGAAGAAACAAUGGAACUCAGAGGUUUGUUCCCAAGUUCUUGCCAACAAUCUGGUCCUUUUGUGCCUGAAACACAUGUAAAUGGAAAUAGGAAAUCUAUAAGUACACUAUCUACAUUUAAUAAUGUAGGCUCAGAUAAUUGUGGUUCUGUGCCUAGUGUACAAAAUAAUCUGCGCUUAUCACGCGGAUUUUAUGCGAGAUUACAGCCAUUAGGACGAUCUGGUACAUCAUCUGGUCUUAAUUUAGCUACCGAAUCUAAGCAACAAAAGGAACCAUCGGAGAGCAAAUUAAAUGCACUUUUUUACCAAUAUAAGGAUCCUCAUGAAGAUGCGAUAUUAGCUGAUGGCAUAGAAAGACUCUGUGAUGAUUUACAAUUAUCACCUGAUGAAUUUAAAGUUCUUGUGCUUGCAUGGAAGUUAAAUGCAGAGCAAAUGUGCCAAUUCACACGCCAAGAAUUUAUCACAGGAUUAAAAGCUAUGAAGGUCGACAGUAUACGUGGUAUACAGGCACGAUUGCCUGAAAUUGUUCAGGAAUUGACGGUCAAUAGUGAUUCAUUCAAAGAUCUCUAUCGAUUCACAUUCCGAUUUGGCCUCGACGUGACGUCUGGUCAAAGAAUUUUACCGGCUGACAUGGCAAUCGUCCUUUGGAGACUUGUCUUCACAAUACGUGAACCUCCGCUCUUGAUGAGAUGGCUUAAUUUCCUCAAAUGUCAUCACAUCCGGGGGAUACCUAGAGAUACUUGGAAUAUGUUUCUAAACUUUGUCGAAAGCAUUGGUGAUGAUCUUGGUGCUUACGAUGAUGCAGAAGCAUGGCCAAGCUUGUUUGAUGACUUUGUGGAGUACGAAAAUGACCAAAUGAACCAAAAUAUCACUAAAGAUGAUAUUAUGAAAAAUACUUCUAUUGACAAAGAUUAAUGUUUGUAUUUGAAGGAAAAUAACAAUGAAGCAGAAAAAUAUUGUUGUCUUAAAUCCGACCUUUGAACAGGAUCGUCUAAAUGAUAUUAUUCUAAGAAAGAUCGACUUUUUAUUCUUAUCAGUAUAAUCGAGGAAGCUGUAUUCCUGAUUAUUUU